Messenger RNA from Drosophila ananassae, 503 nucleotides. RefSeq lists its product as uncharacterized. The coding region runs from base 162 to 452 and encodes 96 amino acids. The transcript is spliced from 2 exons. NCBI's taxonomy places the organism in Eukaryota, Metazoa, Arthropoda, Insecta, Diptera, Drosophilidae. The record is from RefSeq and is a predicted model, not a curated record.
UCUAGAUGGAUGGAUGGGCGGAGGUGACCGCCAAGUUAUUUACCCAAACAGGAUUUGGCCAGAGCUCCGAGGCCCUCGUAUAAAAGGCCUUUGGGAAUGCGGAGAGGAGCUCAAAGUGUAAAAGACUCUAGACGACGCAGUUUGCAGGUUUAUUGGAGAAAAUGCGCAAUUAUCUUUGGUUUACUUUGCUUGUGGCCGCCGUCUUGGCCACCUCCUGUGUCAAGGCCAAGCCAGUGGUCUCCUUCGGGGUCAGCUACCACCAGCCAGGCUACGUGGGAGCCGGGCCAGGACCCUACUACGACAACUACUACGGGAGCCCGUACCAUAGUGGCGCUAACUUCUACUACCAGAACGGCCCCAUCCCCUAUCGAUAUCCCUACACCCCUGGCAGUCGCUACGGAGCACUCGACAUUGGAAUUGGCGCCUUGUCACUAACCCCGUUCCUGCUCUGAAUCAAAUACAAUUUAAAAUCCCCGGCAAAUAGAAACGAAAAUUGUACUAAA